Molecule: messenger RNA, 393 nt
Organism: Aspergillus alliaceus
Lineage: Eukaryota; Fungi; Ascomycota; Eurotiomycetes; Eurotiales; Aspergillaceae
Exons: 1
Coding region: 1-393 (130 amino acids)
Biological process (GO): nucleoside metabolic process
Molecular function (GO): catalytic activity
Source: RefSeq, a predicted model, not a curated record
AUGGUUGGUAUAGGCGGUGGUGUACCAAGUGAUGAGCGUCACGAUGGCAUUCGGUUGUGUAAUUUCGUGGUCAGCGCUCCUGGGAAUAGUAUAGGUAGUGUUUUUCAUUAUGAUUUCGGUAAAAGAGUUCAAGAUCAGACCUUCCAACCCACAGCGGCUCUGAAUCAGCCACCAGAAUUUUUAUUGUCGGCAGCGAAUGAUGCCCCGACUGAAUUCGAUGAGGAUAAUCCAGGGCUUGAAGCAUCAAUCAAAGGUGCUCUAGAGAAGAAGCCACAAUUGAAACAGGAGUACGGACGACCAGACCCAGCUUCUGACCGGCUUUACCCAUCUUGUUAUGUUGUCCAUCCCGUCGACAGUAAAGGUGUCAAGCAGUUUGUGGCUUUGGCUCAUUAA